AUGGAUGACGAUCAAGAAAUCUGUAGGGUUUGUAGAAGUGAAUCUACGCCCGAUCAUCCUCUUUACCAUCCAUGUAAAUGCUCCGGUAGUAUUCGUUUUGUGCAUGAAGACUGUUUAAUAGAAUGGUUAUCGCACAGUAAAAAAAAGUAUUGUGAAUUAUGUGAACAUCCUUUUACAUUUUCACCUAUUUAUCGUGAUGACAUGCCUGAAAAAGUACCUUUACAUGUUUUAUUUUCACAAUUAGUUAAUCGUUUGACAGCUUUACUUAAAACUUGUUUACGAGGAUUAACUGUCAUAACAGUUUGGUUAAUCAUGCUACCUAACUUUACUCUUUGGACUUGGCGAUUUUAUUUCUGGAGCGGUGAAAAUAUUGGAUUUAAUACACAUGUUUCAAAUUUACUGUUUAAUUCAAAUGAAACCAAUACUAUCCUGGAUGUUAAUACAAAUAAUACGACAAGCAUUUCAACCAACGAUAAUCUCGGAUCUCAAUCUUUCUUAGUUCAAACAUUAAAAAACUUUUUAUCAGAUUGUGUUGAAGGACAAAUUAUUACAGCUUUCGUCAUUAUUAUUUUUGUUGCAGCUUAUUUGUUCAGAGAAUGGGUCUUGCAAAAUUUACCUGCUGAACAACCUAAUUUACAAUUAAACGAUGAAGAUUUUAAUAUUAAUCAAAAUAAUAAUAAUAAUAAUCAACAAUUAUUACAAGAACAAGAAGCCAUCGAUACUUUGUUGAAUGCAAUGCAGGUCAUAAAUCCAACUACUGAUAAUGGGAUGCAUCAUGGUCAUCUUGAUCCGACACAACGUCAAUUAAACCAUUUACGGGUUGAACUCGAAAAUGAAAUGGCAGAAUUAAAUAACGAUGAAAAUCAUUAUCAACAACGACAGCAACCUAGUGAAUGGUCUUCCUCAUUGGAUAAUCGCAUUCAUCAAGAUGAUGAGCAAUUGUUUGGUGGUAUGGAUGGCAAUAAUCAGGAUGUUGCUUCUUCUUCAGCGGAGAUGGAUACAGAAAAUAGAUCUUCCUCAAGUCGUACUAUUUCUAAACCAACCUUGGAUUCUAUUCAUGACGAUGAUAAAGACUAUUUUAUUCAUAAUGAUACUGAAAACAAGGAAGAAGAGCAAGAAGAGGAUUGGUCUAAUAAUAAUAAUAAUAAUGGUGUUGAUGAUGACGAGAUGGAUGAACAAUGGGAAAAUGAUGAUGAUGAUGAUGAAGAUAGCUUACCUGAUUUAAUUGAUAAUGAUCAUAGACGUCUUAAUAAUGAUACCAUUCGACGAAUUCUUCAAGAUCAUUUGGCAGGUAAUGCUAAUCUUCAUAUGAAUCAACCUGCUGAACGUCAAAGAGAUAUGGUGGCUGCACUUGAACGAGAAUUAUUACAGAAUCGUCCACGACAGCAACAACCUCAGCCUCGUGAUCCUCCAGUAGCUGUAGGCGCAGCUGCUGCUGCCGCUGAUGAUGAUAAUGAACCACUGGAUGUAGGAGAUGAUAUUAAUGGUGUUCUUGAAGCUAUUGGCAUGAGAGGAAAUCCAUGGAUGUUGGUUCAAAACUCUGUCUUAAUGUCACUCAUGAUUAGUUUAUGUCUUGGUAUUGCUGUUUGGAUUCCUUAUGUUGUAGGGCGCUUAAUCAUUUUGGUUCGACCCAUUACAUUUAUUGAAACACCUAUCUAUAUGAUGAGAUUGAUUACAGAUCCUUUAGUUGACUUUGCAUUAGAUCACAUGUUUCCAUUUAUUUGGUCCUAUAUUCAAGAUUUUAUUCAAUUAAUAAUGCCAAAAAAGAUUCAAGUAGCACUCCAAACAACACAAAAACAGAUGAUUCAAAUGAUGGAAUCUUCUAUAUUAUUGACUUCUUCUGAAUCAAAUCAGCCUAUUAACAUGACCUUGGAUUCAGUACAUGAUGAAAAUAGAAUAGUCAACAUGGAUUGGAGUAUAAUUCAACAAAAAAUAGAAGAAUUAAGUUUAACAGCCUUGAAAAGAUGGCAUCAAUUUGCUAUUGGACAAACAGGAUUAGAUCGUAGUGUAUGCGUGAUUGUGGGUUAUUUGGUUUUAAUUGGAUUAGGAUCAUGGUAUUUAACACACGGUAGAAAUAGAGCUCAUUUACGUCGUCGUCCAGCUGUAAGAACAACAGCAGAAAAGAUUCAGGAAAUCAUUCAUCAACAAGGAAUAUUCUUAAAGGUCCUUUUUUUCAUUUUGAUUGAACUUGUUGUCUUCCCUACUGUGUGUGGAUUUUUAUUGGAUAUGUCUACUUUACCUUUGUUUGCAAAUGCUACAAUUGGGUCACGUUAUGCUUUUCAUACAAGGAGCCCUUAUUCUUCUUAUUUCCUUCAUUGGUUUCUAGGCACAGGUGUUUUAUUUUAUUUCGCUAUCUUUAUUACCGUCUGUCGAGAGAUUAUUCGACCUGGUGUUAUGUGGUUUAUUCGAGAUCCUAAUGACCCACAAUUUCAUCCUGUACAAGAGAUGGUAGAACGACCUUUGCCAAACCUUUUACAUAAAAUCAGUCAAUCAGCUCUUAUUUAUUCUGUCAUACUUGUCUUUGGUGUUGGUACAGUCACGUAUACACUUGCUUAUACACGUCUUAUUUUCCCACUUUCUUUACCUUUUAAUGCACCUUUAUCCACAUUGGCGAUUGAUCUGCUGAUUAUUCAAUUCUUAUUGCCUCCUUUGUUUAAUUUUAUUAAACCCCGUGAUUAUUCCAAGAGAGCACUUGAUAUCUGGUGGCACUUUGCAAGCCGUCAGUUACGUUUAACUUCCUUUAUGUUUAAUGAGCGUAGACCUGAAGAAGAGGGUCAUCAUGUUCGACGAUCAGUAAAGGCCUGGUUAACGAUGGCUAAAGCAGAGAUCCCUACUGAUGAAUUUUCUGAAGUGGCCAUUCAUGAUGAUGAUGAUUCACUUCAACAAGAUGUUAUAUUCAGACGAGAUGGUAUGAUGGUACGUGUUCCAAAGUAUGAUAGUGUACCUGUUGAUCCUAAACGUCGUAUGAUUGUGCCUGUUGAUCCUGUUACAUUUGAGGCUAUUGAUGAAGAAGAAAGAAGAAGAGGACAUCCUGCAGCUGCUGAUACUGUGGAUGAAUCACAAGCCACCAUUGUUGUUUAUAUUCCACCUUACUUUAAACAAAGAGUUAUUAUCUUUUUAUUAUACAUGUGGUUUUCUAUUUCAGUUUUUGCAUGUUCAGUUACAGUUUUGCCAUUGCUUAUUGGACGUACUCUUUUCAAAUUAUAUCUUGCCCCUGAAUCAAGUGUAAAUGAUUUUUAUUCAUUUGCUCUUGGUAUUUAUAUUAUGGUGGGUAUCAUUCUUGUUAUUCGUUGGAUAAGUGUAUGGUAUACUAUGAUAAACAGUCAUCAAUCAAACCAAAAUGAAAUCAUGACCUUUAUAAAGGAAAAGACAAGCAAGGCUGGUAAAUUUAUUUAUUUGUCAAGUAUGUUUGGAUUAGUGAUACCUCUUUUAAUUGGAAUUGCUGUUGAUUUAUUUGUAUUUAUGCCUAUUCGUAGCAUAAAUCCAGAAAGCAGUGAUUUAGUUAUUGAUAUUACUCAGAAUUGGUCUUUUGGUGUUGCUUACAUGAGUAUCAUUCAUAAUAUAAUUCAUGUACUUCCUGCUAAUAAUAGACUUCGAAGAAAAUUGAACGAGAUUAUAGGUGAAGGUAUUAUGCAAGCUGAUUUAUGGACCCUCACACGUACAAUCAUUAUUCCUGUGAUCCUUUCUGCAUUACUUGCAAUAACUAUACCUGGUAUUAUUUCUUGGAGUAUACUUCAAACAUUGGAUUCAAAUAUGAAAAAUGAUCCUUUUACUCGAAUUACUAUUACAAGAUACACUUAUCCAAUUGUAUUUGGUCUAUUUGUAUUUGUCUUGAUUGGUUUAGCCUUGAAGAAACUUUUUAAUAUUUGGACAGAAACUGUGAGAGAUGAUACUUAUUUAAUAGGGAAAAGAUUGCAUAAUUUGCAGACUCAUCAUGGCCCUGCAUCAACUAUAGACAAUGCAGCCAAUUAA
Cokeromyces recurvatus is the source of this 3972-nucleotide messenger RNA. RefSeq lists its product as uncharacterized. The transcript is spliced from 11 exons. The coding region runs from base 1 to 3972 and encodes 1323 amino acids. The record is from RefSeq and is a predicted model, not a curated record. Lineage: Eukaryota; Fungi; Mucoromycota; Mucoromycetes; Mucorales; Mucoraceae. Gene Ontology annotation, molecular function: zinc ion binding. Gene Ontology annotation, cellular component: endoplasmic reticulum membrane.